GUUUGGUUCACCAGUACUUCAUGCUUUCUAAUGAAAUAGGAUUCAAAACCUAAUGAGAGGUCAAAAUGUGUAAGAUCUUGCUGUGGAGUUUCCUACUGAUUUUUUCUGGAAGCCAAGCCUCAAGACCGUUGGCUCAAAGAAAUAUCGAAUUUGCAGUGGACCUUUAUCAAGCUAUUUCUUUAUCUCACGAGAACAACAUUAUAUUUUCCCCCCUUGGAACAACGUUGGGUCUUGGGAUGGUACAACUGGGAGCAAAAGGGAAAGCACAACAGCAGAUAAGACAAACUUUAAAACUUCAGGAAACCUCAGCUGGGGAAGAAUUUUCUGUGCUGAAGUCAUUUUUCUCUGCCAUCUCAGAGAAAAAGCAAGAAUUUACAUUUAAUCUUGCCAAUGCCCUCUACCUUCAAGAAGGAUUCACUGUGAAAGAACAGUAUCUCCAUAGCAACAAGGAAUUUUUUCAGAGUGCCAUAAAACUGGUGGAUUUUCAGGAUGCAAAGACUUCUGCAGAGAAAAUAAGUACCUGGGUAGAAAGCAAAACAGAUGGGAAAAUUAAAGACAUGUUUUCAGAGGAAGACUUUGGUCCUCUGACUCGGCUUGUCCUGGUGAAUGCUAUUUAUUUCAAGGGUGAUUGGAAGCAGAAAUUCACAAAAGAGAGCACACAGCUGAUGAAUUUUACUAAGAAGGAUGGUGCGGCAGUCAAAAUCCCGAUGAUGAAGACUCUUGUGAGAACAAAAUAUGGUUAUUUUUCUGAAUCAUCCAUGAACUACCAGGUUUUGGAAUUACCUUAUAAAGGUGAUAAGUUUAGUUUAAUCAUUGUACUUCCUGCAGAAGACGUGCACAUAGAAGAAAUGGAAAAGCGAAUUACUGCUCAUCAACUCCUAAAAUGGUUCUCCGAGAUGCAAGAAGAGGAAGUGGAAGUAAGCCUCCCUAGAUUUAAAGUAGAACAAAAAUUAGACUUCAAAGAAGCUCUGUAUUCUUUGAAUAUAACUGAGAUAUUUAGUGUUGGCUGUGACCUUUCUGGAAUAACAGAUUCAGCUGAAGUGUUUGUUUCCCAAGUCAUGCAGUAUGUUUUUUUUGAGAUAAAUGAAGAUGGCAGUGAAGCUGCAACAUCAACUGGCAUGAACAUCCCUGUGAUCAUGAGUCUGGCUCACAACCAAUUUAUAGCAAAUCAUCCAUUUCUGUUUAUUGUGAAGAAUAACCCAACAGAAUCAAUUUUGUUUAUGGGAAGGGUGACAAAUCCUGACACCCAAAAGAUGAAGGGAAGAGAUUUAGAUUCACUGUGAUUGAAAAGAAGAGUCUCAGAACAUAAGAUGAUUCCUGAAAAAUAAUUGA
Neogale vison (American mink) is the source of this 1332-nucleotide messenger RNA. It is a transcript of the gene SERPINI2, whose product is annotated as serpin family I member 2. Gene Ontology annotation, molecular function: serine-type endopeptidase inhibitor activity. The transcript has 9 exons. NCBI's taxonomy places the organism in Eukaryota, Metazoa, Chordata, Mammalia, Carnivora, Mustelidae. The record is from RefSeq and is a predicted model, not a curated record. The coding region runs from base 66 to 1283 and encodes 405 amino acids. Gene Ontology annotation, biological process: negative regulation of endopeptidase activity.